CAGGUCUUGAUCUUCUGAAGAAAAUGGAUCCACCAAGAAUCAUCAAGACACAUCUUCCUUUCCAGUUGGUGCCUCAAGGAUUCUGGGAAAACAAAUGCAAAGCCAUUUAUGUGGCACGCAAUGCCAAAGACAACAUGGUGAGCUACUACCACUUUGAUCGCAUGAACAAGACUCAGCCUGAGCCCGGGCCGUGGGACGGCUACGUCCACAAGUUCAUGCAAGGACAGUGUAAGCAGAUUAAAUCACAUACCAUGAUGGCAUUUUACUUCGAAUCCUGUUCCAUCUUUUUGCCAGCCAGGAAUACCACAGUGGAAUGUUGAAUGUUGAAAAUAUUUCCACAUAUUGACAAUUUAUGUCUUCUGUUUUUUUUUCCCCCCAGUUUGCAGCU
Cynoglossus semilaevis (tongue sole) is the source of this 388-nucleotide messenger RNA. RefSeq names its product cytosolic sulfotransferase 3-like. Gene Ontology annotation, molecular function: sulfotransferase activity. Bases 24 to 320 code for a protein of 98 amino acids. The transcript is spliced from 2 exons. Lineage: Eukaryota; Metazoa; Chordata; Actinopteri; Pleuronectiformes; Cynoglossidae. The record is from RefSeq and is a predicted model, not a curated record.